Molecule: messenger RNA, 1224 nt
Organism: Penicillium riverlandense
Lineage: Eukaryota; Fungi; Ascomycota; Eurotiomycetes; Eurotiales; Aspergillaceae
Gene: sfh5
Product: CRAL/TRIO domain protein
Exons: 2
Coding region: 1-1224 (407 amino acids)
Biological process (GO): Golgi to plasma membrane protein transport; regulation of exocytosis
Cellular component (GO): plasma membrane; cytosol; cortical endoplasmic reticulum
Molecular function (GO): phosphatidylinositol transfer activity
Source: RefSeq, a predicted model, not a curated record
AUGGCAGACCAAAAGCCUGAAGAGACGGUUCCCGCGGAGCCUCAGCCGGCAACGCAGGAUGUGGUGCAGGGCAGCAGCGAGCAGCCCACCGAGCAGGACGCAAGCGAGGAAACCAUCGCACCCAAGACCGACGAGGCCAACAAUACCACCGGCGCCGACGCUGCGACUUCUGCAGCGGCCAAGCCUGAUGAGCAGCCCGCAUACCUUGUCAAGAACCCAGACCUGGUGCCAUUCUUCGAAAAGCUGCCCACCCUCCUCGCCAGCACCGGCCACGAUGAGAUGUGGGGUGUGCACCUCAAGGGCCGCGACGACGUGCCCACCGUCAACGUGCUGAUCAAGUUCCUGCGCGCCAACGACGGCAACCUCCAGGCAGCGGAGGAGCAGCUCCGCAAGGCGCUCGCGUGGCGCAAGGAGAUGGAACCACUGGCGUUGGUCUCUACGGGCAAGUAUAGCAAGCUCAAGUUCGAGGGACUCGGAUUCGUGACGAAGUACGAGGAGAACGGGCGGCCGCUGGUGUUUACGUGGAAUAUCUAUGGUGCUGUCAAGGACAUGCCUGCAACUUUUGAAAAUCUGGAUGAGUUCAUCAGAUGGCGCGUCGCGCUCAUGGAGCUCGCGGUGCAAGAUCUGAAGAUGAAAGACGCCACGAGCGUGAUCGACUACGACGGCGAGGAUCCGUACCAGAUGUACCAAGUCCACGACUACCUGAACGUGAAGUUCCUACGAAUGGACCCCACCGUACGGGCCGCCACCAAGAAAACAAUCGAGGUAUUCUCGACCGCAUACCCAGAGCUACUGCGCGAGAAGUUCUUCGUCAACGUCCCCGCGAUCAUGGGCUGGAUGUUCUCCGCCAUGAAGCUCAUCCUGAGCCGCAACACCACCCGCAAGUUCCACCCGAUCUCGAACGGCAUCAAUCUGGCGCGCGAGUUCCCGGCUGCUAUUGCGGCGCAGAUCCCGACGGUCUAUGGCGGGAAGGGUCCCGAGCUGUCGGAGGGGGCGAGGUCUUUGGCGUUGGAGGACGAUACGGGUAUCGUGGCUAGGGAUCAUGCACAGACGGCUGUAGCUGAGCCUGCUGAACCUGAACCUGAAACGAAAACUACCCCUGAAGUGCAUGCCAAGGAUGCCGAGCUCGCCAAGGAUGAUGAGCCGGCCAAGGAGGAGCCGGCCAAGGAUGAUGUGUCCACUGUGACCGAGGAGGUCACUCCGGCUGCCCCCGAGGUCAAAUAG